GAUACUAACAGCAAGGUCGAGAAUUGGUGCCGCUGCUUGACAUUUUAGGUAACGUUACCUCAGCCGUGUGGUGCCACCACAUGUCAAAAACGUGGUUCGUUUGCUGACAUGCAGUGAUAAUGAGGAAGUUUCAAGGACUUAGUACCGACUGUCCGCCAUAUUUUAAUUUUGCUGUAUUGUCAAUGAGUUGUCGUCUGAGUGUUAUAGAGUAAUUUCUGCUUUGCCGCGUUGUAAACACAGCUAGCAGACAGGAGCUAGCUCAGUUUCAUUUCAGCUCAUUUCAGAUAAACAUGAGCUCUGCUCCAAAUCACGGUGCCGUAAACGUUACAGAGACAGGACUGUCCAGAAAACCGGCCUCUGCUGUCUCGUUAGCAGGACAUGUCCAACACGUCUUUAACCAUGUGAAGGUAGGAAACCUGGUCGCGGGACUCAGUGGAGGAGUGGUGUCAACGCUGGUGCUUCACCCACUGGACCUGGUCAAAAUCAGGUUUGCAGUGAGUGAUGGCUUGGAAUUACGACCCAAGUACAGUGGCAUACUGCACUGUAUGAAAAGUGUCUGGCAGCAGGAGGGACUGAGAGGACUGUAUCAGGGAGUGACACCCAAUGUUUGGGGUGCUGGAGCAUCUUGGGGUCUCUACUUCUUUUUCUACAAUGCAAUCAAAGGGUACAUCAAGGAAGGCCGUCAAACAGAACUGAGUGCCACAGAACACCUGGUGUCUGCAGCCGAAGCAGGCAUCCUAACACUCACCCUAACCAACCCGAUCUGGGUGACCAAGACCCGGCUGGUGUUGCAGUACAAUGCUGACCCAACCAAUAAACAGUACAAGGGGAUGGUGGAUGCUCUGGUCAAGAUCUACCGCCAUGAGGGAGUGCCUGGACUAUACAAGGGUUAUGUUCCUGGACUUUUUGGCACAUCUCAUGGAGCGCUGCAGUUCAUGGCCUAUGAAGAACUGAAGAGAGACUACAACAAAUACAAAAAAGUGCCCUCAGAUACAAAGCUGAAUGCUUUGGAAUAUAUCACAAUGGCAGCAUUAUCCAAAAUAUUUGCUGUGGUUACAACAUACCCAUAUCAGGUGGUGCGAGCUCGUCUGCAAGACCAGCACAAUAGAUACAAUGGACUUAUUGAUGUUAUAAGACGGACAUGGAGGAACGAAGGCGCUGUCGGUUUCUACAAGGGAAUCAUCCCCAAUGUGAUUCGUGUUACUCCUGCCUGCUGCAUCACCUUUGUAGUUUAUGAGAAUGUGUCUCACUUCCUUCUGGGACAAAAUAAAUGAGACUUAAAACAAGCGUAUGGACAGCUGCAAAGACCCUGAGCUCACAGUGACACUUUGGUCCCACAUCAAGAUACAGACAGGAAAGCAUUAGACUGAAGCUGAUCUCUCACAGUACGUUUAAAUGUGCUGAUAUGAGAAGCAUUCAUUUGGACUGAAAAUGAAUGAAAAUGUUGCCAACAGAAUCACCAGUAAGACUAAUUCUGGAUUUUCUGUGAAAUGUGAUGAAGACGUCAUCUGUCUCUGAUUCAUCCUAAACUCUGACCAUGGGGAGGAAAUAUGCUGUGGUUUGCCCCAGUGGGUUUAAUGCUGUUGUGAUGAUAGAUUCUUUUUUAUUUUUUAAAUUGAUGUCCGUGUUGGGUCUUACAAAUAAAUAUUUCAUCAUAUAGUUAUGUUUACAUGGUGUGUUGUCUCACAGCAGAAAGGGAUUCAGGCUAAAAUAUUAAAAGUUGAUUAUCAACAACUAAUAGAUCUUCUCAGGUUUCUGGUUGUGUGAAUUUGUAAUAUUAGUUUUUUUAAAUUAUUUCUUUAUUUGAACAGCAACAGUGGAGAUAGUAUUUAGCCUAAACACACCAACACAGCUCCAAAAAUUCAUUCUUUGUCGACACAAAUUGUAACUGUAUUGCUUUAUAACAUUUUGAUAUAAAAUCCAAACUGUGCUUUA
Molecule: messenger RNA, 1935 nt
Organism: Lates calcarifer (barramundi perch)
Lineage: Eukaryota; Metazoa; Chordata; Actinopteri; Centropomidae
Product: mitochondrial folate transporter/carrier
Exons: 7
Coding region: 291-1274 (327 amino acids)
Biological process (GO): folate import into mitochondrion; nucleotide transport
Cellular component (GO): mitochondrion
Molecular function (GO): FAD transmembrane transporter activity; folic acid transmembrane transporter activity
Source: RefSeq, a predicted model, not a curated record